AUGGUCGUUUCUGCUGAAAUUAUCAAGAAGAAGGCAAUUUUUCACGUGGCAUGGUAAUAAUCAUUUUGUUCAAACAAAAUUGCUGAAUUUAGGAGAUUUGCCGUUGGCGAAGGAAAAAAGUUGUCUCGGAAUGAAAUUUUAGAUCAAGAUUUGCCAGAACUUUGGUAUUGUUUACAUUAUUAUCAAAAAUUAAUAAUUAAAAACCGAUUACCGAUUUUUAGCAAAUCAAUCGUGAGAUUGGUUCCUGGAGAGGACGGAAAGCCCAGUCAGAAGGCCGGCUUGUAUCUGCUCUCCCUGUUGACUUACGGAACAGUUCUCAUUCAUCAGACACAAGUUUUGCAUUUGUUUAGUGAGUGUGAUGACGUUUCGUGCGUAACGUAGAGUAACCGUUACAGGAGAAGCCGGCAGAAUGAAGGAAGUCCUGCUGAGCUCUGACUUUUCCCGAAUACUCUGUGAAGAGAUCAUCCGAGUGCCAACCGUCGUCAUAAACGAAGUGGAGACAGGCCAGAGAAAAAGAAAGAGUAGAGUGAGAUCUAAGCCAAUUCUUCGAGUGGAGGACGUGGACGACGUUGACCUGGGAGACCUGAAUAAGAUCAGCGAACAACUCGGAGUCCGUACUUUUCGUGUUGAACUGAAUAGAUAGUUGUUUUUCAGAUCAAUGGCGACGUUCGAGAGAUCACAAUGAAAGAUGCACUUCCGAAUCCUUCUAAUAACUGGGCCGAGUAUAAUGCUCUUUACGGAGACCUGUAUGGAUCUGUUGAUAAGCUUCUAAGGUCUAUCAGUAAGUCUAUAAGAUGGCAUUAAAUGAACUCUUACAGCCAGGAAGAGUAUUCGAGACACUCCACUUUCGUCGAGGGAAACGGCUCAGAUGCCAACAGAGAACGAGCAAACGCUAUAUUUGCCACUUUCGAUGAUUAUGUGGUCAGUUGAGAAAAUGAAAAAUUGUCAAAAUAGAACCGUUUAUUUAAGCUACCGCAUCAGCCAGGAAGGGAGAAGCAAUCGAUCGCUGAUGGUCCAAGAGUGCAAACAGUUGAUGAACUUCCAGCUGAAAACGAGAAAUCUAGAGUUCCCGAAGAAAACGGAGACGACAUCAGAUAUUCCAAGUGUCUGCUUCGGAGCCCAGCGCGAGAUGAUCUACAACUGACUGAGCAAGUACAGGUGCCUCAAGAGCCGAUGGAGAUAGACAAUCUGCGCCAAGAUCUGCAAUCACUUAUUCCGCAGGAAGAGCAGAAUCAGGAUCAAAACCGCCCACAGACACCCCUGAUGUCGUCGCCAGAGAAACUAAAAAAUCAGCCUCCAGCUGCAAAAGCACAAGAUACCGCCGAGACAUUGCCUAUUCGACAACCUCCGCCCGUCGACGAGCUGGAUCUCGAUUUCGUUCCACCACGAAUGCAACAGCAAGUCUCGGCGUACCUUCAACAAAUUGCAAACCUGCCGGACGAGAGUGUUGCGUUGCCGCCUCUUCCGAAAAACUUCGGAGAUGAAGAACUAUUUGAUGAGCCGCUCGCCAAGAAGCAGAAAGUAGACGGUGAGCAGGACGAAGAGGACGAGGAGGAAGUGGAGAAAGCGCGUCGGAGAGCGUCUUCUCGCCCAGUCACUCCGAUCACUCCUCUGAAUCGGACGAAUCUGACUAAUCUGGAUACGACGGACAAACCGGAGGUAGCCAGCUUCGAGCUUGAUUCUCAAGUCGUGAUCCCAAGAAAAAAGAAGUCGGCUCGGAACUUGCCGCCCGUUUUCGGAAAUGAUAUCGAGAUCGACUUGACUGUUCAGAAGGCCUCGCAAGCUGACUAUUCCAAGCUUGUACGACUUCUGGUGAUUCCAAAGAUUAUAUCAAAAUCUGAACGGAUUGUUUGGGAUUUGGAAAGUCCGAUGCCUUUCAUCGGAUUGGGAACAACGAGUAAGCAAAGAGAAAAAUGAUCGAAAUGACUGAAAGGUUCAGAAAUUGCUGUCGAAUUCGAAGAAGUUUUCCAUUCGGAAAGAUACAAAGGCGGAAAUCCGACUACCUUGAGUGAUUCUGAAGAGGAAGAAGAUGAGGAGGAGGAAGAACUGGAAGCUCCGAGACAUCUCGGAGAAAAAUUCUCGAGUGUGUGUCUCGUGUCAACGCCACAAGAAUCGAUUCGAUUGGAAGAAGAGUUGCGCACGCCGCUGUUCAUGGACGAGUUCAGACCAAUGCAACUUGAUGAAUUGUUCGGGCCGCCGCAGCCUGGCGGACCCACUAAAAUGCUUCAGGACGAACCAAUGGAUGUUGAGCUGCCGCCGAAAGAGAAAGAACCAGAAUUCUUCGCGAAAAGAUAUCUUGUCAGCACGCCACCGUCUUCUCCGAAACGCAGAGGAAAGAAGGAAAAUUACGCAUUCAGAUGUCUCAUCUCAACACCGGAGAAAAGACAAGAACAGAGCAUCAUGGAUCAGUUGAUGCUCCAGCCGAUUCAAGAGAUGCUCGACCUUCCGCUGACUGAUAGAACACAAAGAGAAGUGGCAGAGCCGACGCCAACAGUCGAGCGAAGAGUGGAGAAGGCACGACGGCAUCAGAAGAGCAGUCUUGGAAUUAGACAACUCAGUGGUCCGAAUGGCACGAUAUUUCGAAAUUUAUUCUUUCUUUUCCAGCAGAAUCUGUAGUAGAAGAUACCGAGGGAGUGCAGUUGAGAGCUGAAGGCACAGAACGGUUUGAAGCACGCAGACGACUAAUGGAAGAAGCGAUGUUCGCCAAUUCAGACGACAAAGACUACUACGUCUUCUCUUCUGGAUCUCUUCUCCCGAGCUAUCGUGGAGUAGUUCAUGAGGAGCUUCUCGCGUGAGUCCGGUGAUUUUGAGAGAGGAAAUAAGCGAAAUAAUUCAGAAAAACACGAGAGACGUAUCCGAAUUGGGUGGAUUUCAAUCAGUUCACUUCAAAGUACAACAGGAAACAGGCCGCCACGGCCUUCGAAGUAUUGCUUCGUACGUUCCGUCGGUUCGUUUCAUUUCCUUUAUUUGAGCAUUUUCAGUUGGCCUGAAGAACAUGAAGCUCCGCGCUAAACAAGAAGAACCAUUCGGCACCAUCUACGCCCAGCACGUAGAAGUGGAAUGA
Caenorhabditis sp. 36 PRJEB53466 is the source of this 3064-nucleotide messenger RNA. The record is from the annotation of a GenBank genome assembly. NCBI's taxonomy places the organism in Eukaryota, Metazoa, Nematoda, Chromadorea, Rhabditida, Rhabditidae.